UGUUUAUUUCCCCGGUACAUAGGGAUUCCUGAAGCUAAAAAAUCAAAGAAAUAUUGACUAUAAUUCUAUACAGAUGGAUACUUUAAUAGACUUUGCAUAUGAUGAUAAAAAUUUUGAAGUGACAGAUGAGAUGAAGAAAUGUUUUGAUGAACAAGGAUAUUUAUUAUUGAGAGGUUUGCUAAGUCCUGAAGAACUUAAAAAAGUGAGAAAUGUACUUGAGAAUACAGACAUGAUAAAAAAGCAUGGAUAUGGAAUACCAGAUGCUUCAGGUAGAAUGCCCAGAAUGGUGUUAUGGCGAGCCCCGGGGAGUGAUGUUACAGGAAUGAUCUGUCGAUGUGAAAAGGUUGUUACUACUUCAGAAAAACUUUUAGGAGGUGAGGUUUACCACUAUAGUUCUAAAGUAAUGAUGAAAGAUCCAAUGGUUGGAGGCAGACAAGAGUGGCAUCAAGAUUAUGGAUACUGGUACAAGAAUGGACUUCUGUAUCCUGAUGCUCUCAGUGUAUUUAUUCCAGUUGACAGAUGUAAUAAAGCAAAUGGUUGUCUUCAGAUUUUACCGGGAUCUCAUGUCUGUGGUCGUAUAGAACAUGGUAUGGUCGCUGGGCAAACUGGGGCUGAUUUAGAACGUGUCAAAGAACUGGAACAAAAACUUCCAAAACAUUAUGUGGAAAUGGAAGCAGGUGAUGCUCUAUUUUUCCAUUCCAAUGUCCUUCACUGCAGUGAUCCGAAUGAUAGUCAAAACAGACGUUGGGCCUUCAUAAUGGCCUAUAAUAUGGCCAGCAAUGAUCCUGUAGAAAGUUUAGCAGCUCCAUUCCCAAGAUACACAAAACUGGAAAAAGUACCUAACUCAGCUAUCUUGGAAUGUACAAAUGAAACAGACUUUAGUGGGAAAAAUUUCUUAGAUCCAACAGAAGAUAAAACUGUGAAAGCUGACUUGUCUAGACCCACCAAUGCUACCAAGGCAUAUUGAUGUGCUGAUUGUUAAAUUAUCUAGGCAAACAAGUGGGACAUAGCAAUAAAGGUUGUAAAAUAGGAUUUCUUAAAUUUAAUUUGACAAAAGAGGGAAUAAAUCUAUAAUGUAGAGGUUUAUGUUUCUAUACAUUUAUAUUCAUUUUACACCGUGGAUUCAUUUUUUUCGUGGAUAUUUGAUUUUGUGGUUUUGCAAAAGUUUGUAUACAAGCCUAUAGAAAAUAUAUACUUUGUUGAACUUUUAAAGUCGUUGUUUCCCUAUACCCACGAAAUCAAGGAAAAUUUGUACCCCACGAAUAAUUAUGAAUCACCCCACGAAUAAUUAUGAAUCACCCCACGAAUAAUUAUGAAUCACCCCACGAAUAAUUACGAAUCCACAGUAUACUGAAAUUGUUACUUAUUUUGUUCCCUUGAGAACAAAGUUUUUAUAGAAGUACUGCAUUCAAAUAGGAGUUAGCUUAUGUGUCUAUCACUAAUCCUGUACGGGUAAUGACAUUUCAUGCUCAUGAUCAUGAUCUUACCUUCGAUCCAAAAUUGUGCAUAUUUAAGACCAAGACUGCACCUGAUACAUUUAUUUAAACAUUGUGUGGACCAUAUCCUUGUUUUGUUUGCUUAGAUUCAAGAAAUAUGCACAAAAUUGUUCAUGGCUAGGAAUAUAUAAUGACCUUAACUGAAGACUACAGCUAAUACAUACAUUAAAUUGGUGUUCUAGUAAUAUCUUUACUAUCUGAAUGGUUCAAAUUAUACUGAGGACAAUUUCUCCAAAGAACAAAUGGAAUGCUACUGAAACACUAGAAAUCAGCUUUCAUUGAAUUUAUUAUUUAUUACAUAAUUCUAUUGUAAACAUCUUAUAACUAUUGAACUUUUAAAAAUAUAUUUUAUAAUAAAAUGUUUUAUAAAUAUAGUGCUAUAAUUCUUAGGGAAACAGUGCUAUUUCAAAUCCCAAGGUGCUAUUUGAAAAUGAUAGGAUGGAGACUAUUAAAAUUCUGAAAAAAACAGUAAUCAGUAAGUUAAUAAGGCCCUGUUUAGUGAAGUUGGAGUGUAUAGUAUUUGUUUUGUCUCUUUAAUUGUAUGUUUUUUUCAUUCAUAUGUAGGCCAUUUGUAUCCACAAUGUCCCCCUUUGUAUCCACAAUGUCUUCUUUUGUAUCUACAAUGUCUUCCUUUGUAUCCACAAUGUCCCCCUUUGUAUCCACAAUGUCCCCCUUUGUAUCCACAAUGUUCCCCUUUGUAUCCACAAUAUCUCCUUAACAAAGGGUAUGAUUUUAUAAUAAAAUGCUCAGUAUCUGAUGGCUUUGUGGUACUAUUUUAUUUUCAUCCAAAUGAUUACUUGGGUUAACAUUGCAAAACACAAGACUUAGUCAUAAAGAUAAAAGGAGAGAACUGGUUUUAAGCUCACCUGGCCCUAGCUUUUCUCAUCACUUGGCGUCCGUCGUCAUCGUCAUUGUUAACUUUUUACAUUUUGAACUUCUUCUAGAGAACCACUGAAUGGAAUGAAACCAAACAUGGCAUGAAUGUUCCUUAUGAAGUGCUGACCAAGUGUUGUUACUUUUUAGCCGAUCCAUCAUCCAAGAUGGCCGCCAGCAGGGGACUUCGUUUAACAUAGGACCCUAUGGACAAUACAUACAAAUGUCUUCUUUUAGAGAACCACUGAAUGGAAUGAAACCAAACAUGGCAUGAAUGUUUAUUAUGAGGUGCUGACUAAGUGUUGUUACUUUGAAGCCGAUCCAUCAUCCAAGAUGGCCGCCAGCGGGGGACUUCGUUUAACGUAGGACCCUUUGGAAAAUACAUACAAAUGUCUUCUUUUAGAGAACAACUGAAUGGAAUGAAUCCAAACAUGGCAUGAAUGUUCAUUAUGAGGUGCUGACCAAGUGUUGUUACUUUGAAGCUGAUCCAUCAUCCAAGAUGGCCGCCAGCAGGGGACUUUGUUUAACAAAGGAGACUAUGGGAAAUAUAUACAAUAUCUUCUUUUGAUGAACCACUGAAUGUAAUGAAACCAAACAUGGCAUGAAUAUUCCUUAUGAGGUGCUGACCAAGUGUUGUUACUUUGUAGCAAAUCCAUCAACCAAGAUGGCUGCCAAUGGGGGACUUAGUUUAACAAAGGAGCUUAUGGGAAAUAUAUACAAAUGUCUUCUUCUAGAAAACCGCUUAAUGGAUUGAAACCAAACAUGGUAUGAAUGUUUCUUUUGAGGUGCUGACUAAGUGUUGUUACUUUGUAGCUGAUUUGUCAUCCAAGAUGGCUGCCAGCAGGGGAGAGUAAGUUUAACAUAGGACCCUAUGGGAAAUACAUACAAAUGUUUUCUUCUAGAGAACCAAUGAAUAGAAUGAAACCAAACAUGGCAUGAAUGUUCCUAAUGAGGUGCUGACCAAGUGUUGUUACUUUGUAGCUGACCCAUCAUCCAAGAUGGCUUCCAGCAGGGGAUUUAGUUUAACAUAAGACCCUAUUGUAAAUACAUACAAAUGCUUCUUCUAGAGGUGCACUGAAUGGAAUGAAACCAAACAUGGCAUAAAUGUUCCUUAUGAGGUGCUGAUGAAGUGUUGCUACUUUGUUGCCGAUUUACUGUUCAAGAUGGCCACCAGGAUUUUUUAUUAAAUUAUGGGGCCAAUAUUAAACCAAGUUUGGCCUCAAUCAUUAUUAGGGUAUCUGUUAUGAUUUUAAUCUAUUUUUACAUGAUUUCCAAAACCAAAGUAGAAUCAGGUGAGCGACACAGGCUCUUGAGAGCCUCUAGUUUAUUUAUAUGAUAAGUUUUUUAAUUGAAUGAGUAUAUUUGUCUCAAUAUUAUAACAAAUGGGGAAUAUUAUGCCAUUAAAUGAUUGUUAUAUUUUUAUAUAUUGAUAAUUUCUGAUUAUUGUAAUGUAUUUGUUAUCGUUAAUGAAUUUUAUGUAAAACUACAAAAAAAAAUGUAUAUCAAGAUUAUGUGCAAUAAAUAUAUAGUUAUAAUAUUUA
Molecule: messenger RNA, 3910 nt
Organism: Mytilus californianus (California mussel)
Lineage: Eukaryota; Metazoa; Mollusca; Bivalvia; Mytilida; Mytilidae
Product: L-proline trans-4-hydroxylase-like
Exons: 10
Coding region: 74-967 (297 amino acids)
Source: RefSeq, a predicted model, not a curated record